CAAUGUUAUAAUUGCAAUAUGGUAGACGCACAAUUAUCGUUUUGAAUUUCUCAAUUUAGGAUUCAGGAUUAUCUGUACAUAUUCAGAAACAAUAUCAUUUAUACUAGUACGGUUUUAGAGUAUCAAAAAUUAUGUGGCAAACAACUAUUUCAUCAACAAUAAUUUAUUGUUAACACACGUAUACAUCGGACUACCAGACUAGAAAGCCAGACAUAAAUAUUCAAAGAUGUUUUGACUUAAAGAAACUCCGAUAUAUAAAACUAACGCCACAGGAGCAUACAGCUAAUAAAUUUGUCAAAUUCUACAAUAUUUUGAAAUGGCUGGAUACUUUGGAACUGAGCAGAGUCUGUUAGAUGAAGAGAUACUUGGCCACAAGUUGAGUAAUGUUCUACUGAUAUUAGGAGUUCUCUUGGCCCUUCUUAUCUGCAUAUGGAUCAUAUGGAACUAUUGUUCUGGCAACGAGACUAAAAGCUCUUCCCAAGAUUCGGAUGAAACACAGAGGUUUAUCAUUGCCCAAGAGGUCCAACCGGGUCUCCUUGUAAUCAAAUCAACGUAUGACCAUAACUUCAGGAUAAUGAAGGAAUACGAGGAGAUGAGCGGGCGACCAGUGGCCAGUUAUGGAGCGAUGGCUCCCCCUAACGAGCGACCAGGGAGGCGGUGUUCCACCACAUAUGACACUGUGCCAUGUGUACCACAAGCAGCACAGGUUAAUCAUAAUCUGAUUGAGAUAGAUAACACUCAGACAAGACCACCUCCUUAUGCCCAAACACAGGGACGGCAUCAAUAGAAUUUCAGACCUGGGAUAAUAUAUAUCAAUUCACCCUAUACACGUUAUAUACAAGUUAUUGCGUACCUCCUCUUGGAGGAAGGGGUCAGAACGUACCUAAAUACAAUACACUUAUAUAAGGCCAUCGUGGUGGAUGCAUGUACAUAUUAUCAAGAACUAAAUUUUGUUUUUUACUAGCAUAUAAGUAUUUUGUAUCAUCGUAUUUUUUAUUCAUCCAAGAAUUAUUUUAGUUGUAAGAAUGACAUUUCCCUUGAAUACGACAUACAUCAGGAUGUGUCAUCUGUCUAAUUGUAUUACCAUUAAUCUAUGCAAAAAUAAUGCUUCCAUUUCAACAUGCCAAUCAUCAGAAA
Messenger RNA from Owenia fusiformis, 1137 nucleotides. The record is from the annotation of a GenBank genome assembly. NCBI's taxonomy places the organism in Eukaryota, Metazoa, Annelida, Polychaeta, Sabellida, Oweniidae.